AACCUAAAAAUCUCUCUUAUUUCCUCAGUCUCUCAGAUCUCUUCUCUCUGAGUCCCGUGUUGAAAGGCAAACCCAAUCCCAAUCCCAAGGGCUUGCCUACUUCAUAUCUCGGCUUUGAUCUUCUUUACUGCAUCCCAUCCGCAUAAAAACUGUUCAUUGCUUUCCUUCAUCUCUUAGUUGUCGCUCAUCCGCCGCUGCUCCCUGCCUUUGUUGUUGUGCCAAGAAGCAAUCCACCAGCUGCUGUUCUAUCCAGAAUAAAAUUUUCCUUCAUCUCGCAGUUCUUACACAGCCAUGGCAGACAAGAAGAGAAAGGCGAGAGACGACACAAAGCAGAGAACAGGGAAGGCCAACAAAAUGACCAAAAGCAAAUCAUUAAUCAACAAGAAUAAGAAAGUUGAUAAGAGAGAGAAUAGGAAGACUGGUCCUCGUUUGCCUGCUGCGCUGCUUAAGGAGCUUGAUCGCAUAAACCCUAAGGACCAAUUCGAUGGCGAGGAAGACGAAGAUAUUGUAUUUGAUGAGGGGAACGAAGUCUAUGAAUACGAGGAAGAGGUGCCUGAAGAGGAGUCCAGGAAGAAUCGUCGGUACGAUCCUGUCGAUAAUUAUGAGUACAAGCUACCCAAGCAAUUCAAGGAUGAGAAUGUGCAAUCAGAUGAUGAUGAUGAUAACAGUGACUAUGAUGGUGAUGUGAACAAGGCUGAGAAUAUUCAUGUUAAAAGGAAAAAUUUAGACCAACUUGAUGAUGAUGUUGAAGAGGAAGAUGAUGAAAGGCAUUCAAGGAUGUUGCAAGGAAUCACUGGAAUGCCAAUUGAGGCUUUUGAGGGCAAGAAGAAGAAGAAGGUUGUCAUAUCUGAGGCAUAUCCCGAGUCUGAAUAUAAUCCAAGUCGUGAUGUUUUAGAUGGUGAUGGCCACAUUACUAUUGAAGAUCUUUUAGGAAGUCUUCAGGGGAAAUCAGUUUUUAGCGAACUUCGGAAGAGAACACAUCAGAUGGAGAGGAAGUCUGCUCCUCUGCAAGGUCCACUUCCGAAGGGAGUUAGAGACAAGUUGGAGAGAAAGGCAGCUUAUGAGCACUCAAAGAAAGAUAUUACAAAGUGGGAGCCCUUAAUUAAAAGGAAUAGAGAGGCUCCUACUAUUAUUUUUGACAGAGAUAUAGAUCUUGGUUUUUCUACUGUGGGAGCAAUAGCUUCUGAAUUUGAACCUAGAACAGAGUUUGAGAAGAAGAUGGCUUCAUUAGUUUAUGAUGACAAGGUUAUGGAAGCUCACAAAGAAGAUGGGGCUAGACUUCUUGAAUUAAAUAAGAUAUCUGCUGAAGAUAUUAGAGACAAGUGGAAUAAUAUUGCUAAAAUGCGUAGCCUUCUUUUCCGUCAUGAAGUGAAGAUGAAACGCAUAAAAAAAAUAAAAUCCAAAGUUUAUCACCGCAUGUUGAAGAAAGAUAGAUCGAAAGCAUCAUCUCAAGAAAUGCUUAUGGAUCCAGAAGCAGCCAAGGAACAAGCAAUGAAGCAAGAGUUCAAACGGGCAGAGGAACGCAUGACUUUGAAGCAUAAAAACCGUUCAAAGUGGGCAAGACGCAUUUUAGAGCGUGGUUUAAAUGUUCAAGACGAAGGUACUAGAGCAGCUGUAGCUGAACAACUACACCAGCAUGCUCUUUUGACUAGGAAAAUGAACUCUAUGAAAGACAGUAGCAGCGAUGAAAGCUGUGAUGAGGAAGUUGAUGAAAUUUCUGCUGAUUCUGACCAUGAUGGGGCAUCUAAGAUGUUGGCAAAAGCAAAAGAAAAGACACUUAAAAUAUUAGAAGAGGAUGAUGAAGUGCCAAAUUCAGGAGUGCUUUCUUUACCUUUCAUGGUACGGGGAUUGAAAAAAAGGAAGGAAGAAGCUGCAGAAGAAGCUAAGCUUGCUCUAAAAGAGUAUGAAUCGUCAUUGAAGCAGCUGGAAGAUACAGAUGUGGCAGAAAAUACCCAAGUAGGCAAUGUGAGUGGUAGAAGAGUGUUUGGUGCAUCUAAAACACAGGUUACAGAACCAAAUAAUAAGAUAAAAUCAGACAAUAAUUACAGUAGUAGUGAUAGUGAAGAUGAAUUCAGAGACAAAGAAGAUUAUUCUGGCUUGGGCAGAACUAAUGUUGUGCAGAAGGAUGUUAAUGUUAAUUCUGUUUUGCUUAGUGAGGAUUCUGGGACUCGACGGGAUUCUGAGUUUAAGAGUUUUGACGAUAUUGUUGAAGACGCAGGUCCCAAGACAACCUAUGAAGUUGCUAUUUUUGCAUCAGACACCUGGAGAAAGAUGAAAAGCCAAAAUGAAGUGGGCACCAAUAUCGGAAGGUCUCCAAAGGUUGUUGAACCUGUUAUGCAAAAUCAAGAUGCAGGGGAAGUAGGUGAGGAAAGUGAUACAGAUGGUGAAGGGCAAAUGGUGGAUGGGAUUUUAUCUUCAGGCCCUAAAAGGUCUUAUGAACUCCCUUCUCAAGAAGAGCUUAUACGUGAGGCUUUUGCUGGGGAUGAUGUAGAAGAAGAAUUUACAAAGAGUAAGGAGGAAAUUUUGAAUGAGGAAAAUCCUGAGCCAGAAAAGCCUGUCUUACUUCCUGGUUGGGGCCAGUGGACUCAUGUACAGAAGAAGAAAGGAUUGCCUUCUUGGAUGGUGGAAGAGCAUGAAAUUGCCAAGAGGAAAAGGGAGGAGGCUCUUAAGAAAAGAAAGGAUGCACAUCUUAAACACGUUAUUAUCUCAGAGAAGUUAGACAAAAAGGCAGAAAAAUUGCAUGCCAAAACAUUGCCAUACCCUUUUACGUCCAAGGAGGUUUUUGAACAUAGCAUACGUAUGCCUAUUGGGCCUGAUUUCAAUCCUGCAACAGCAGUUGGGGCUCUUAAUCGGCCUGAAGUGGUGAAAAAACCGGGUUUGAUUAUUAAGCCAGUCAAAUUUGAAGAUGUGGAUCCUCAUGAAAGAGAGGAGCACAAAAGGAGUGGACAAAAGCAGAAGCCAAGGGUAAAUAGGAGCAGACAUAGAGUAAAGCCUGUGGUGGCGAAAUCAUGAGAAGGCGAAGAUAACUGAUGGUAGGUUUAAUUUGUACCAAUUCAUUGCUAUAAAAAUUUUUUCCCUCGAGUAAUGAGAAAGUUCCCAGUUUUAUAAUUUUUAGGAAGCAUAAUUUUGUUAUUUAAGUUAAAUAUUAAGUCCAAGCCAAAAGGUAGUUUUAAGAAAUCUCCAGUGAUCAGGAAACAAUAGAGCACCAGCACUGUAAUGGCGAUCAGAAAAUAGAGUAAUUAUUAUUAUUAUUAUU
Messenger RNA from Hevea brasiliensis (rubber tree), 3256 nucleotides. RefSeq lists its product as uncharacterized. Gene Ontology annotation, cellular component: nucleolus; small-subunit processome. Gene Ontology annotation, biological process: rRNA processing. NCBI's taxonomy places the organism in Eukaryota, Viridiplantae, Streptophyta, Magnoliopsida, Malpighiales, Euphorbiaceae. The transcript is spliced from 12 exons. The record is from RefSeq and is a predicted model, not a curated record. Bases 292 to 3012 code for a protein of 906 amino acids.